AUGCUGAUUAGCACCACACUUCAGACACCACAUGCCACGACAACCAGAAAGGACGAAUGGUCGUGGCAACCAGAAAGUUGGGGCAACCACACCGCCGGGGAUCGUCCGGCCUGGCUGAUUCAGCUCGACUGGUUCAGUUUUGCCGUCUGCCUUAGUCUCGGGCUGGCAGGAAACUGUCUCCUCCUGGUCCAGUUGGUCCGAGUGCACCUGAACGGACCAAGAAAAACGGCCAAUGCCGGGCGGGCGAGCAACUUGGCCUCGGGAGAGAGAAUCCGUCGCCAGCGUGGCUUGUUGCUUGGGCACCAAUGCGUGAUUGACUGGCUCGUCUGCUUCAUCACAGCCAUAAAAUUAGCGGGACAGAAUGACGGCUUGGGAGUAAACGUCAGUGAACAUAGAGUCGCAGCUGUAUGCUACCUCUGGUCGAACAACCUACUCUUCUGGCUACUUGUGAUCACCAGCGUCUACGGCCACGUGUUCAUUGGCCUGCAUACCAUUUAUAUCUUCGUUAGCAAAUUGUCUCGGCGCAGUCGAGGAAAGUGGAGAGACAUCCAAGAGAUACUGGUUAUAGUAAGCAUGAGUAGUAAUGCCUAA
This is a messenger RNA of Protopolystoma xenopodis, 591 nucleotides long. The record is from the annotation of a GenBank genome assembly. NCBI's taxonomy places the organism in Eukaryota, Metazoa, Platyhelminthes, Monogenea, Polystomatidea, Polystomatidae.